Molecule: messenger RNA, 3834 nt
Organism: Plasmodium inui San Antonio 1
Lineage: Eukaryota; Apicomplexa; Aconoidasida; Haemosporida; Plasmodiidae
Exons: 2
Coding region: 1-3834 (1277 amino acids)
Source: RefSeq, a predicted model, not a curated record
AUGUGCAGAGGUUUUAACAGACGGGGUCAGAACAAUACGACGAAAUGCGAAAGAUACAACAUUGAAAAUACUCAAACGAUGUUCAUUUCGUGCAAGAGAGGCUUAAAUUUUUCUAGGCGUAAAAGAUUUCGGAGCAGUGACGGUGCUGCAGGCGGAACCCUGAGCUGGAACAUGGGCAAACGGUUCGAGGAUCAUACGAAGGGGGAGCUACUAUCCGGGAGUGGAGAAAAAGAGAGACUCCAGAACAGUUUGGAAGAAAUCAAAAACGAUGUAAACCUUCCAGAUGGUAUCCCCACAGUGGGAAAACCAAGCAGCCGUUUCGAAGUGAUCCAGGACAGUCACUCCUCUGUGGAGUGCACUAAAACGAUUUUAGGAAACAUUCUGCAGAGAAGCUCCAUACAUAAUUACACACAGAAUGAGGACCUGUUUAGGAUGCUAAAGGGAAUAAAAGCUCUGCUUAGCAAAUUAAAUGUGCAUGGUUAUGGAAAAGAAGACGAAGGAGGAGGGGGCGUACUAGAUGUCCAUUCUGUGUCUACAGAUGAGCGAGAUGGAAAAAGUGGAGAAGAACGAAUGAUUGAUGUGCAAAACCUGAAGAGGGGUACUGUUUCUAAGAAUAACUACCUGAACGAGUCAGGCAAUUAUUCUACAACGGAUAGACAUCAUGCCAGUGGUGAACACACUUGUACGUCUUCCCCCCCUCCGGAUGUACUAAAAAGAGAGGCAUUUAAAACGUGGGUGUUUCCACUCAAUUUGAUGCUUAUCAAGUCGUGGGUCGAAAAAAUUCUAAAAUAUGUCUGUUCAGAUGGUUCUGCUGGGAGGGAAAUCUCUAAAGACAGCAACAUCUUUGUUAAGUGCGAAAAUGUUAUCCAGAAAAGAUUGUUCUUCCAUUUGGUAUGUCUUUAUUCACGGAUUGCGACGUGGACGGAGGGACGCCAAAGGAAUGUGAUUCUAUACCUCUACGGAGAGGACGAAGAGGAGGCAGAAAAUCUCUACAGCCAUUUGAAGAACAUUUAUUCGGAAGGGUCGAUCAGCUUUUUUAAUUACAAAAAUUGCAUACAUAAUGACAGGGCGGCGUCUAUAAUUUUAUUGUCGUAUGAUGAAUUCUUCAACUUAACCCUACACGUUGCUAACAAGACGCCCUGCGAUUUGGAGAGGUACCUGAACGGAAAGGGCAGUGGUGCCUCUGGAUUUGCCAACCUGUUUUCCAUUUUUUCACAGCUGCUUGUAAGUGCGCCCCGCGGUGGGGCAACAAACUACGUCGAAGAGAAAUGCGGCAAAGAGAAGUGCUGCCGAACUCAGCACACGUUUAAAAUAUUUCUGGACGAUUUUAACGUGGCGUACAAUUAUGGCCAAAGCGUGAUAGAGAAAAAUCUUUACGAGCAUCUUUUCCCCGCGAUUGACUUGCGAAGGGGGAACGUCACAUUUUACCUCCUUAUGAGGACCGCUUUCCCCACGCUGUGGUUUAAAACUUGGCUGGAACAUGUCCACAAGGAGUGCUAUUCUGUCAAUCUGCAAAAAAGGAAAAACAUCUUCCUUUUGCACAAAAGGUUUAUUUUGCCUCUGUUAGAUGAGCAGGCAACCGCCCACUGGAGCUCCAGCAGUGUGGACAAAGGAGGCCCAAAAGAAAUCUCGCAAAGGGACAAGACAAUGAUUACCCCAAGUUUGUAUCCCCUCUUCGAUCUGGCGACAAAUAAGAAAAGAAAUUUCAGAACCCCACAGGUGGAACAAUACAUGUCCAUUUUUAACAAACACAGGAAAGAAAUUAUCGUCGAGUAUUUGAAGACGCACAACUUAUACAACAUAAAUAAGUUAAAAAGGAAAGACAAAAAAAUAAAAAGAAAAUUUAAUAUCGCCAGGCGAAAAAACAUUAUUGAUUAUGGUUAUGUGACAGAAAGGGAAUUUCUACAGGGGAGGGACAAGAUGCAGAUAUUGACAGAAGGGUUGUCUGGUUGGCUUCGAGGGGGAAGGGAACGGCCCUUCCUCCCUCAGCACUGUGGGGAUGCACCCUCGGCAGGAAGAGCUCCUGGUGAUGGAUCAUCUCCAGGAGAUGAACCGUGCAACACUGUGAAACAAAUGGAUAGUUCGCCAAAAGUGGGCAGGCAGAACGGACAUUGUGAAAGAUGGGAGGAACAUGAGCAGCGCGAUGAAGAAAUGAGUGCCCCGUUUUUUUUGCAAAGUAGAGGAGCGACAGGGCUUCCCUUCGAUACGGACACAUCUGUCCCAAAUGAAGCAAGACAUUUUUGUUACAAAAGUGGAGACGCACAGGAAGGGUCUUCUCAGUCUACUGCGUCCGCCGCGGCUCCACUCCACCCGUGCAUUUACUACACAUUCGAUAAGGACGCGUUUGAGAAGUUUUCCAAAGAGGUGUACGCAGCGAUUCCGCUUUUGCCUCAACGGUUCAAGCCAAAAUGGAGAAGUGUGUUAAAAAAAUAUGAAGAAGUAAUGCUGCCAAGUUUUUCCCGUAAAAAGUACCUCCUAAAGGGGCUCUUCCUGGUCAGGAAAAAGUUAAGCCCACUGGAAAAACAGUUCAUUGUAGAGUUACUAAGGAAUGACCUUAUUAAAAUUAUUUUGUCUUGUGUGGACAUUUCUUCGGACGGUAUUGGGGUGAACACCGUGUUUGUGGAGGAUGUGCAGGUGUACGUAAAGGAUAAACUUCCUCACUACAAUCGGCUUCUUAACCUGAUAAAUCGCCUGCACGUGGAGGUUUUCCACCCCUGCGGUGGGAGCAGCGUUCUGGGGAGUAGCCCUAUGGGAAACCACCUUCUGGGGAAUCACCCUCUGGGGAGCAGUCUUUUGGGGAACCGCCCUCUGGGGAAGAGCUCCUACUGGGGAGAAGCCCCCCCAGUGGACGACGCAUACAGACUCCACUUUGUAAAAUACUUUUUGUACUUAAAUUGGGCGAAGAUAUUCAGGAAGUACACCCUGUCAAAUAAUGACCUAUUAAAUUUAUUUACAAAUUGCACGAACUGUUUUUUAAUUCCAAGGAGGUAUGAAGACAUUUCCAUUUUGUUAAAUUUGCAGAGCGGGGGGUACUUAAAUAUAUCCCAUUUGCACAAAGCGGUGCUGCGCGAUUUUUACUUCAAUCUGUACAAUGGAAGCAUCAGCAGGGGGAUCUCUUUUCUCCUGAACGGUGCAGGGGGGCGAAUGGAUGUAUCACCCUUGUUUGAUGAUCGAGUAAGGAGCCCUCAAGGGGGAGAAAAAACAAUCUAUCGCUUUUUCUCUACGCAUCGGUGUGCCAGCGAUGAUAUGGAAGAUGUCUCCCCGCAUAAUAUCAUCCAUAUGGCGAUCAAAACAGCACAAGACAUUCACAGAAUUUACAAAUAUAAAGAGACAAAUGAAACCAUUCUGCUGCACCGUUUCUUGGGCAUGUCGAAUGAGACGGCCUACUCGGUUAACUACUUCGACUUUUUGUACUUUCAUUUUUUGACAAACAAAAAUAUUGGAACAGUAAAGAAACAGCUCAUAAAUAACGUGUUCGAAUUUUACGCUGUUAAGAGGAAAGAAUAUGAGAAGGAGUUUGUCACCUCCAAUAGGGAGGACAAAAUUAAUCAUUAUCUGGAAAAGGUUCAAAGGAUAGAGAAGUAUUUCCGAGAAGAUUACGCAUAUGUGUACUAUGAUACGUUUAUAAAAUAUAACAACAUUAAGAAGAAAGUGAGAAAGAAACUGAGGAGCAUGUACAGGCAAAAGUAUACCAUGCUGCGUGAAACGAUUUGUGAAGGCGGUCAAACCAAUGUGGUCUUAACCACUGUCGACUCGGAGCACUGCAUUAUUUUGGACAUGUAUAGAAUGAAACCAUCCGUAUGGGUGGAGAAAAAAAAAAAAACAGAAAAGUGA